AUCCCAACUGAUUAAACUUCCACACAAUGCUGCUGUCCGCUGACAGUUGCUUUCACUAAAUCAGCACACACAAAUACCCAAACGACGUCGCAUUCGAGCUAGCCGGAGAGAUGGCGGAGGAAGACGUCCACGGCGGCGGCGGAUUCGUGAGGGCGGAUCAGAUAGAUCUGAAGAGCAUCGACGAGCAGCUCAACCGGCACAUCACCAGAGCUCUGACCAUGGAGAAGAAGAAGCAGGAGAAUGGAGGAAAGCAGCAGCAGCAGCAGGAUGAAUUGAGGGAGAUUCCGGCGAGGCAAGACUGGGAAAUCGACGCCUCGAAGCUCGUGGUCAAAGCGGUGCUGGCGCGGGGCACUUUUGGCACCGUUCACCGCGGCGUUUACGACGGAGAGGAUGUUGCAGUAAAACUUCUCGACUGGGGGGAAGAAGGCCACCGGUCACAAGCUGAAGUAGCUUCCCUUCGAGCAGCUUUUGCACAAGAAGUUGCUGUAUGGCACAAGCUUGAUCAUCCAAAUGUUACGAAGUUCGUUGGAGCUACAUUGGGUGCACCAGAGCUGAACAUACAAAAAGACAGCGGCCAACUUGGAAUGGCACGUAAUGUCUGCUGUGUCGUGGUUGAAUAUCUACCCGGAGGAACCCUUAAAAAUUUCCUCAUUAGAAACAUAAGGACGAAACUUGCUUUCAAAGUGGUUAUUCAGCUAGCUUUGGAUCUUGCACGAGGCUUAAGCUAUCUUCACUCUCAGAAGAUCGUGCACAGGGAUGUGAAAACAGAGAACAUGCUUCUCGAUAAGAAGAGAACAAUCAAAAUCGCUGAUUUUGGUGUCGCACGUGUCGAGGCUUCAAAUCCUAACGAGAUGACUGGGGAGACUGGCACCCUCGGUUACAUGGCGCCCGAGGUCCUCAAUGGCCACCCCUACAAUAGGAAAUGCGAUGUAUAUAGCUUCGGUAUCUGCUUAUGGGAGAUAUAUUGCUGUGACAUGCCAUAUCCAAACCUCAGCUUCUCUGAAUUGACUUCAGCUGUCGUGCAUCAGAAUUUGAGGCCAGAGAUACCUCGUUGCUGCCCUAGUUCUAUUGCGAAUGUGAUGAGACGAUGCUGGGAUGCCAACUCAGACAAGAGGCCGGAGAUGGAUGAAGUGGUUUCCAUGUUGGAAGCCAUUGAUACAUCAAAGGGAGGUGGCAUGAUUCCUCCCAAUAAAUCUCAAGGUUGUUUCUGCUUUCGCCCGAGAAGAGGGCCUUGAGAAAUCUCCCAUCCAUUUCAAGUUUGUACAGUGUUGAUGUUCGUAGCAAGCUUAGCUUCGAUAAACUAUACUCCACUAGCUAGCUUCUCCUUCAUCUCUUGCUUUUCGUAUUAGAAUUAUGUAUCCAAACUCUUGCUCAAUUCAAAAACAAAAUGAACAUUUUGAGUUCAUUGUGGAAAUGGUUUAAUUCAUUUUAUAGCCAAAAAAAUAA
Salvia hispanica is the source of this 1446-nucleotide messenger RNA. RefSeq names its product serine/threonine-protein kinase 54-like. The record is from RefSeq and is a predicted model, not a curated record. Lineage: Eukaryota; Viridiplantae; Streptophyta; Magnoliopsida; Lamiales; Lamiaceae. Gene Ontology annotation, molecular function: ATP binding; protein serine/threonine kinase activity. Gene Ontology annotation, biological process: protein phosphorylation. Gene Ontology annotation, cellular component: plasma membrane.